AGUUUGCUAGUAGUAAAAUUAACCUGAAUUCUUUUUUUUCCUAAUUCUUGAAUGGGAAGAAACGAGCAAGAUUUUUAUCCAUUUUUGUUUCCCUCCACCACCAUCUAUGCCUCUCCAUCUUCUUCUUCGUCAUCAACGUCACCUCCGUCAUCGCCGCCGCCAACUUAUUCGAGUAGUACUCAAUCUUCUUCUCACCAUUCUUCUUCUUCUUCUCUGAGUAUUACUUCUCCUUUUAAAUUAUACCCUUCAACUACACAAUUUUCUUCAACGGCUGAUGGCAAAAAAUUUAAUCGGCAAUUAACCGAAGAAAUUAUGGUCGAUGGAGCCAGAAAUACCGUCAAAUUUUUGCAGGAAUCAAUUGAAGAAGGAAAAAGAAGAUAUAGAGGAGUAAGACAGAAAUGGGGCAAAUGGGCAGCUGAGAUAAGAAAUCCUAUAGAGGGAUUUAGACUUCGGUUAGGCAUUUUUGACACAGCUGAGGAUGCAGCAAGAGCUUAUGAUGAAGCUGCCCUUAGAUUUAGUGGCAGCAAAGCUAUACUCAACUUCCCUGAAAAUUUCAAGCUCAGGCCGACUACUACUUCCAAUCCAAUGACUACCCAGUGUCCCAUUUCUGAUUCUUCAAAGGCCCGUGUUUCCGUUCCGGAUUCUACUCGGCCAAUUAUUCACUCUCAUCAAGCUGAUCAUGCCCGUAUGCAGGAAUCAAUUGAAGAAGUAAAAAGAAGAUAUAGAGGAGUAAGACAGAAACCAUCAGGCAAAUGGGCAGCUGAAAUAAAAGAUCCUAUAAAGGGAUUUAGAAUUUGGUUAGGCACUUUUGACACAGCUGAAGAAGGAGCAAGAGCUUAUGAUGAAGCUGCCCUUAGAUUUAAUGGCAGCAAAGCUAUACUCAAUUUCCCUGAAAAUGUCAAGCUCAAGUCGACUACUACCAAUCCAAUGACUCCCCAGUGUCCCAUUUCUGAUUCUUUGAACACCCGUGUUUCCGUUCGGGAUUCUACUCGGCCAAUAAUUCACUCUCAUCAAGUUGAUCAUGGCCGUAUGCAGGAUCCCGAGAGAGGCGUGGAUGAUAAAGAAAAGGGAGAUGAGAGUUUGCCUUAUUACCCUUUGGAUCCCCACAAGUUUGCCAUUGUUGAUAAGGUUUUUGGUGCUAGCAAUGGCAGCAAAAUAUUGCAGGAGGUACCAAUACAUCAAAGGAAAGAUGCAGUGAGCAGUUUGGUGUAUGAAGCAAAUGCCAGAGUAAGAGACCCACUUAAUGUAUGUGUUGGAGCAAUUUCUCUUCUGCAAAAGCAGGUCUCACAGCUUCAAAUGGCUCUAGCAGAGAUCUUAUGCAUUCAGAUGCAGAGCAAUGAACCUUCACUACCCAAGAUUAAUAAAACAAAUGAUGAUAAUUGAUAAGUCAUCAUUUCCCUAAGGUAUGUUUGGUUUAUGGAAUAAAAUAGCAUAAAAUAAAAUAUUUUUUUUACUUUUUAAAAAUUGUACCUAUUUUAAAAAAAAAUGAAGGAAUUGCAGUGAUUUUAUAAAAUUACUAUUCCAUCAACCAAACUAUGUAUAAUUAUUUUAUACGGAAUAUCUAUUCUGUUCCGAAUCUA
This is a messenger RNA of Mercurialis annua (annual mercury), 1580 nucleotides long. RefSeq names its product ethylene-responsive transcription factor 5-like. Lineage: Eukaryota; Viridiplantae; Streptophyta; Magnoliopsida; Malpighiales; Euphorbiaceae. The record is from RefSeq and is a predicted model, not a curated record. The transcript has 5 exons. Bases 52 to 1383 code for a protein of 443 amino acids. Gene Ontology annotation, molecular function: DNA binding; DNA-binding transcription factor activity. Gene Ontology annotation, biological process: regulation of DNA-templated transcription; ethylene-activated signaling pathway.